This is a messenger RNA of Spodoptera frugiperda (fall armyworm), 6760 nucleotides long. RefSeq names its product putative pre-mRNA-splicing factor ATP-dependent RNA helicase PRP1 (gene Dhx15). The record is from RefSeq and is a predicted model, not a curated record. Gene Ontology annotation, molecular function: RNA helicase activity; RNA binding; ATP binding. NCBI's taxonomy places the organism in Eukaryota, Metazoa, Arthropoda, Insecta, Lepidoptera, Noctuidae. The transcript has 10 exons. The coding region runs from base 120 to 2330 and encodes 736 amino acids. Gene Ontology annotation, cellular component: spliceosomal complex; intracellular anatomical structure.
UUUUUUUGUUUCAAAAGCUGCGAAGUCGCCAUCUUGUUGGAUGUUGAAAAUUAUUGGAAAAUUGGAAGAAUUUUCUGUUAAUUUUAUUUAUUUUCGUGUUUUAUGUGUUGUAAUUAGAAAUGUCUAAACGUCGUAUUGAAGUGAUGGAUCCCUUUAUCAAAAAGAAAAGGGAAGAGAAAGCAGCCGCGGCAGCCAAGUCGGGCAGUAGCGGCGAGUCCUCAGAGUCUGCACUAGCUACACUAGGCACCAGCAUGCCUCCCACUGCCACCAGCACGCCUGGUGUCAACCCUUUCACUGGUUUACCCCACUCCCAGCGCUACCACGAACUCCUACGCCGACGUCUCGGCCUCCCAGUAUGGGAAUACAAAAACGAUUUCAUGAGACUUCUAAACACCCACCAGUGCGUUGUCCUAGUCGGUGAGACCGGCUCGGGCAAAACCACACAAAUACCACAAUGGUCGGUAGAAUUCGCUGCCGUCACAGCAGGCAAAUCCAAAGGCGUAGCUUGUACACAACCGAGAAGGGUGGCCGCCAUGUCAGUAGCUCAAAGAGUUGCUGAGGAAAUGGAUGUAGCGUUGGGCCAGCAAGUCGGUUACAGCAUCCGUUUUGAGGACUGUUCCGGGCCCCAGACCAUACUGAAGUACAUGACAGACGGUAUGUUGCUGAGGGAAGCCAUGUCGGACCCCAUGCUGGAACAGUACAGAGUGAUCCUCCUCGAUGAGGCCCACGAGAGGACGUUGGCCACGGAUAUUCUAAUGGGUGUCCUAAAAGAAGUUAUAAAACAGAGAGCCGAUCUCAAAUUAGUCAUUAUGUCCGCUACACUAGACGCCGGCAAGUUCCAGCAGUACUUCGACAAUGCGCCGCUAAUGAAUGUCCCCGGUAGAACACAUCCUGUAGAGAUAUUCUACACGCCACAGCCGGAGAGAGAUUACUUAGAAGCCGCUAUCCGCACUGUCAUACAAAUUCACAUUUGCGAAGAAAUCGCCGGAGACAUUCUACUAUUUUUAACUGGUCAGGAGGAAAUUGAGGAUGCUUGUAAGAGGAUUAAGAGGGAAAUUGAUAACUUGGGCCCUGAUGCUGGGGAGUUGAAGUGUAUACCGUUAUAUUCCACGCUGCCACCGAACUUGCAACAGAGGAUUUUCGAGCCGGCGCCGCCUAAUCGAGCUAAUGGAGCCAUCGGACGUAAAGUUGUAGUUUCCACUAACAUUGCUGAGACGUCGCUGACUAUAGACGGCGUGGUGUUCGUCAUAGACCCUGGUUUUGCUAAGCAGAAAGUGUAUAAUCCUCGUAUUCGUGUGGAGUCGCUCCUAGUGUCUCCGAUUAGUAAGGCGUCGGCCCAGCAGAGGGCGGGCCGCGCCGGUCGGACGCGACCGGGUAAAUGCUUCAGGCUGUACACGGAGAAAGCAUACAAAAAUGAAAUGCAGGACAAUACUUAUCCGGAAAUUUUAAGAUCAAACUUAGGGUCUGUAGUUUUGCAGUUGAAAAAACUGGGGAUUGACGACCUGGUGCACUUCGAUUUCAUGGACCCGCCCGCCCCGGAGACGUUGAUGAGGGCACUGGAACUGCUCAACUACUUGGCUGCACUGGAUGACGACGGCAACCUAACGGACCUGGGCGCGGUGAUGGCGGAGUUCCCGCUGGACCCUCAGCUCGCCAAGAUGUUGAUCGCCAGCUGCAACCACAACUGUUCCAAUGAGAUCCUCUCCAUCACUGCUAUGCUGUCAGUCCAACAGUGCUUCGUGCGGCCGAACGAGGCGCGCAAGGCGGCGGACGAGGCCAAGAUGCGGUUCGCGCACAUCGACGGAGACCACCUCACGCUGCUCAACGUCUACCACGCCUUCAAACAGAAUAUGGAAGACCCACACUGGUGCUACGACAACUUCAUCAACUACCGCUCGCUCAAGUCCGGAGACAACGUCCGCCAGCAACUCAGCAGGAUCAUGGAUAGGUUUAACUUGAAGAGGACGAGUACGGAGUUCACGAGCAAGGACUACUACAUAAAUAUAAGGAAAGCAUUAGUCAAUGGAUUCUUCAUGCAGGUAGCCCACUUGGAGCGCACGGGCCACUACCUGACGGUGAAGGACAACCAGGUGGUGCAGCUGCACCCCAGCACGUGCCUGGACCACAAGCCCGACUGGGUCAUCUACAACGAGUUCGUGCUCACCACCAAGAACUACAUCCGCACCGUCACCGACAUCAAACCGGAAUGGCUACUGAAGAUAGCGCCGCAGUACUACGAGUUAAACAACUUCCCACAAUGCGAGGCGCGGCGGCAGCUGGAGCUGCUGCAGGCCAGGCUCGACUCCAAAGCCUACCAGGAAGGUUUCUAGACCACAACCUGACACACACAGACUGUACACCGUAUUAUGUUGUUACUACACGAAUAUAUUGUGAAAUACACGCUUUUGUUGGUGUGAGUUACGGUACCAAUCCCCUAUCCCCAUACCCCCAAAAUGCCGGCAAACUCUUUUAGUGUGAGUGAGGUUACCAGAAGCCUAAUAACCCACCCCAAUCCCUGAUUCCCCAACAACCCUUUAAUUCCUAACCCCCAAAAGGCCGGUAACGCACUUGUAAUGCUUCUGGUGUUUCAAGUGUCCAUGGGCGGCGGCGAUUGCUUACCAUCAGGUGAUCCGUCUGCUCGUUUACCGGCUUAUACCAUAUAAAAUCUUAUUUAUAUUGUAAUAGCUUCAUUUCACAUAAUGUUUACGUAAGUAUGGAGGGAGGGGGUAAGAGAUUGGCUUACUUUUGCUGACAAGGGGGAUGGGGGUAAAUAAUUGUAAUAAAUAUGCUUCAGUAAUAUUUGAACGGCUCCACAGCGCCACCUACCACGCUCCUUACAUACUUCUUUAGCUUCCAUCACAUUGAUAGAUGCAUUUCAAAAUAUCUUCGUGUAGUAAUGAAUGACAUGGUUUGUCUAAAUACAAGUGAAAAUGGACUUUAUAUAACUUGCUAUAAGCUUUGGGAAUAUAACUCUUAUACUUAUAUACAAAUAAAGGUGAUUUUGCAAACUGAUCAAAGUAUUUGUUAAGUAUUGAAUGUUAAACAUAAUAAAAUGUGUCUCUGUCUGUCGGUUAGUUGUCUAGUGAAGAUAUUUGCUCGUUCCAAAGUGUUGUAACCGGGAAUAUAACCCAGGAACAUUUUUAAGUAUGUAAAAAUUACUUAUAGAUACCAAUGGUAUAGUCUAAAAAAGUGGGUGUACAUUGUACAGCGGCAUUACGUGUCAUAAUGUGCACCUCUGCCUACCCCUUCGGGGAUAAAGGGCGUGACGAUAUAAAAAAAUAUAAGUCUAAAAAUAAAUAUUUAUUUGCAAAGUCAAAGUCAAAAUUAUUUAUUUCAAAUAGACCGGGAAGGCACUUUUGAACAUCAAAAGCAAAUAUUAAAAUUGUCAAAUAAAGAUUCGUAGCAAUUGGCGGUCCAUUGUCUCUGCCUACCCCCAUGGGAGACAGGCGUGAAGUUAUGUAUGUAUGUUAAAAUUGUCUGUCUGUCGGUCAGUCCUCUAGUUGGUCUAUUUGCUCGUUCCAAAGUGUAGAUUCCUAUGGAGAAGAACGAGCAAGAAACUCCAUAGGUUACUGUUUUCCAAUCAGAUUCACAAUACAAUACUUGGUUACAUUGUUUCGUUGGUACAACUAUGUGAGAACAAUGUAACACUAAUAUUCAGUUAAAGUGAUCGAAAAAGAAAAUAACCUUAAUGACUAUAUACUUAUAAGAGUCAUAUUCCUAUAGCAUUGUUUUGGCAGUGAAAAGUCCGUGUUUUAUAGUAGCGGGGAUCAAAAUACAAUCAGUCAUAUUAUUGUAAUUGACAUGAGCCGUGUGCCGCGGCAGAGUAGUAUACAUUUUCCACCACCACUACUCUUCACGUGGGUGUAUUAUACCCGACAAAAAACCAUGUUGUCCCACACUAGGAACUUCUCCUGUGUCGUGGGUGCGUUUACAAACAUACAUUAGACAGAGACCGGGCAGCAGCGCUCUCUGAUAAACCUAAACCUUCGGUAUAUGACACCCGCGCGAAGAGUAGCGGUGGUGUUAAAUUGAAAUAGUUGUUUAAAAGUUAGACACAGCUAGUUAAUGACAACAAUACAGUUAGGUUUAGUGAACAUAAGUUAAGCUAACCUUUUUAUUCAAAUACACAUUAUUAAGGAGUUUGAUUACCGAGCUGAGCAAAGUAUUAUUUGAGCUCUCGAUACUGCCGAGCUGGUCUAAAGUUCGAUUCCCGAGUAUUUUCAAAUAUUCACCUCUAUUAGGGUGCUUUUUAAGCAGAGAUGUGCUAUGUAGCUAUGCUACGAAGAUGUAAUAGCUAAGCUGUGAAACUAUGUGACCGUUUCCACUUAUACUAAGCUAUGUAGCUGUGCGAGGAAGAUGCGCAGCUCGAGUAUGCGAUGUAUCGGUAGCACGCAUCUUUCCAUAUAAAAAACAUAGCUUAUCUGAGUCCGUUUCCACCAGUGCUAAGCUAUGUGUACCAAUGAAUAUGAUUGGUGGAAGCCAAACGCAUCCACAACAACGUAGCAUAGCACAUCUCUGGUGGAAAAGCACACUAAGGUGUUUGCUAAUCCGUGCACCUCUGCCUACCCCUCAGGGAAUACUGCAUUAUGUAAACUUGUUUAGUAAUAAACAACUAAAGCUUUAAAAGUAGUUUGCGUAUGAAAAAAAUAGAUUUUAAAAGCAUAUUUUGUUUUCGUAUUAAUUCAAUUAUGAUUUCUAUAAAAAUGAAUGAUAAUUUGUUUUGUAAAGUUGGUCAAACUACUCUAAUUAUGAACACGCUUUUACUAAGUCCAGUGUGACUUUUUCCGAGUUAUAUGUACUUUCUAAGUUUAUUUAGACACCACUGACAAACGGUGAAGGAAAACAUCGUGAGGAAACCUGGGCUUAUAAUUUCUAAUUAUAAGUUUGAAAUCGCCAACCCGCAUUGAGCAAGCGUGGUGAUUAAUGCUCAAACCUUCUCCGUGUGAGAAGAGGCCUUUGGUCAGCAGUGGAGUAUAGGCUGUUGAUGUGAUGUGAGAUAUGUUUAUUUCUCCAGACGAUUAUUAAAAGCGUGUUUUUCUAAAACUAUGUAUUGUAAUUAAAGUAGUUUGACCAGCUAGAGACUAUCUGUCGGUUAAAAUUAAUCAGGCAACUAGCUUUUGAGUGGAAUGUUUAAUAUAUAAGAUCAAAAAUAAGUUGCAAUUAUAAAACAAGGUAUAUUAAUUUGAAUGCAUCUCUCGUAAAGUUGUCAUGAAGAUAAGUAUUCACUGUAUAGAGUACCCGCUUCGGUAUAUAAUGUAUUAAGAUUAUACAUAAUUGUAUUAUGUAAACACUAUCAUUAGAACUUGAGACGGGAUAGUUACCAUGUUUAUUAAAUUUUUCAUAGACUGCCUCGUUGGUCGAGUGGUCGCAAGUGCGACUGCCGGACAAGUGGUUUCGGGUUCGAUUCCCGGGUCGGUCGAAGUAUUGCUGGGUUUUUUUCGGGUAUUACUCAGUAGUAGCACGGUGUCUGGGAUUGUGACCAGUAUAUCGCAAUAGGCUCACCCCUAUUACAUGGGACUUAUAACACAAAUGGUGAAAAGUGGGUGUACAUUGCAUAGCGGCAUUACGUGCCAUAAUGUGCACCUCUGUCUACCCCUUCGGGGAUUAAAGGCGUGAUGAUAUAAAAAUAAUAUAAAUUUCUAUGAGUUUCCGAUAUUUCGGCACUGUUGCAAGCGCCAUGAUCACGGAUGAACUCUAGUUCAUCCAUAGACAUAAAUAAACAUGGUAAAUAUCCCGUGUCAAGUUCUAAUGAUAGUGUUAGUGACCAUGUCAGUUUAUAAACUUGUAUGUAAACACAUUUGGGCCUUAGACUUCUCGAUGAAAGCAAAAUAACUUGUAUUGGAGUGGACAAACUUACAUAAACAUCUAUUUGGUAUUAUUUAUGUUAAAAAUAAUGAUGGUUUUGUUAUUUGAGCAAAUUAUUUGUUGAUUUUUUUGGCAUACAUAUUGAUAUUGAAUUAAUAAGAACAAUGUGAUGUUAGAUAUUCGUGUCAAAUAAAACUGUGUUUGUCAAAAUUAAUUUGUUAAUUUGGUUUAUAAUUAUUUGUGAUUGAGAUGUUGAUGUCAAAACAUUUAGAUUUUGGCCUUUUGUGACAAAUCUAUUAUAUUUUUUCAAAUGAGUAUACGUUAAUAUCGAUUGCUUUCGGCCAAAAGAGCGGAUAUUGAGUUAUACACAUUAGUUGAUGGAGAAAAUCGAAAUAAAUGUCGCUUUACCCUGUUUUGGUCGGAAGGCAUCGAUACGCUGUUAGAAGCGAAUAGGUAAACACUUCAUAGCAGCUCCUAAAUUCAUUUGGCGUCGGUUACUGGGUAGCUAGACACGCACUCUGUAACCUAGCGUCCUAGGAACUUGCCUAGUUUACCUUAAGGUAAGCGUCCACAGGCCCGCAUCGCACGCAUUCCGUAUGACGUCAUCAGUACGCAUCGCAUGUAGACAUUGCCGAUGAUGCGGUCCGUACGAUGCGGAUCAGUGGACGCAGUUGUAUGAGUUUCUAUACAAGACAAACUAAAAUCCGUUGCGUGCGAUGCGUACGAUGCGGGCCUGUGGACGCGUACCUGGGCAUAAUGACAAUGUUUUGUCUAUCUUCAAGCUUGUCCACUCCAUUACAGUGUAAGCAGUCCUUGGCUCCUGUAUCUGUUGUUUGAAAAGAGCAAAUAUUUUGGAAAUUUUGUACGAAUGCCUAACUGAUGACAAUGUAAGGUACACAUGUCGGGUCCCCGACCGGUCGGCUUAUGUGGAAUAUUAAAUAAUGCGUAAGAUGAA